AUGUCCAACGGGACGGACUACGACAUCAACGCCAUUGUGAACAAGCAGUUCGAGCUCGACUAUGACGCUUACAAUGAGCUCGGCAGGGUCAACAUCAGUACCUUCUUUGCGCUCUCUUACGGGCUCAGCUUCGCCACCAUCGCCGCCACCAUCUCGCACGUCGGCCUCUUCUACGGGAAGGAGAUCUACCAGCGGUUCAGAGUUUCGCGGCGUGAGGAUCCUGACAUCCACACGAAGCUGAUGAGGACGUACGAGGACAUACCGGCAUGGUGGUUCUACUCGCUGACGGUACUGUCGAUGGCAGUGGCCCUCAUCCUCUGCACCGUCCUCAUCGACCAGGUUCAGCUCCCAUGGUGGGGCCUCGUCUUCGCCUGUGGCAUGUCCUUCGUCUUCACCCUCCCCAUAAGCAUUAUCACGGCCACCACGAACCAGGCGCCUGGUCUGAAUGUCAUCUCGGAGUACGCCAUGGGGCUGAUAAGGCCCGGCUAUCCCAUCGCCAAUGUUUGCUUCAAGGUGUAUGGUUACAUGAGCAUGUCACAGGCCGUCGCCUUCCUCUCAGACUUCAAGCUUGGCCACUACAUGAAGAUACCCCCCAGAUCAAUGUUUGUUGUUCAGUUUGUCGGUACAAUUGUGGCCGGCACAAUCAACCUCAGCGUGGCAUGGUGGCUGCUGGGCUCCGUCGAGAACAUCUGCCAUAUCGAAAAGCUCUCGGCAAAUAGCCCAUGGACGUGCCCCAACGACCGGGUCUUCUUCGACGCGUCGGUCAUCUGGGGCCUUGUUGGUCCACGGCGCAUUUUCGGGCCGCUUGGCAACUACGCAGCCAUCAACUACUUCUUCCUCAUCGGCGCUGCGUCUCCGUUCGUCGUGUACAUCUUCCACAGGAUAUUCCCCGACCAGAAAUGGAUACUGCUGAUCAACCUGCCGGUGCUCAUCAACGCGACGGCCAGCAUGCCGCCGGCGACGGCCGUGAACUACAACUCUUGGCUGCUCGUCGGGACCAUCUUCAACUUCUUUGUGUUCCGCUACCGGAAGAGGUGGUGGCAGAGGUACAACUACAUCUUCUCCGCCGCGAUGGACGCAGGGGUCGCCUUCAUGGCGGUGCUGCUCUACUUCGCGCUCACCAUGCAGAACCGGAGCAUUGUUUGGUGGGGCACGGCCGGCGAGCACUGCCCUCUGGCCAUAUGCCCCACCGCUAAAGGGGUCGACCUGGGUCCGGAUAGUGUGUGCCCAGUGUUCUAA
This is a messenger RNA of Triticum turgidum subsp. durum (durum wheat), 1239 nucleotides long. NCBI's taxonomy places the organism in Eukaryota, Viridiplantae, Streptophyta, Magnoliopsida, Poales, Poaceae. The record is from the annotation of a GenBank genome assembly.